Molecule: messenger RNA, 1157 nt
Organism: Camelina sativa (false flax)
Lineage: Eukaryota; Viridiplantae; Streptophyta; Magnoliopsida; Brassicales; Brassicaceae
Source: RefSeq, a predicted model, not a curated record
AAAAACCAAUAAACCCAUUUAAUAGAUCUUAAAACUAAAAACAACAAUUCUACUUUUCUUUCAAAACCACCAAUCUCUUUUAAAUUCCAUCAUCCUCUGUUUCAAUCUCCUUUUGAUCAAAUCAUCAAACACAAUUGUUAGGGUUUCUUUUUGUUUUUUUCCUUAUACUACAAGAAACGUCAAGUCGUUAAAAAACAAUGGAAGAAAGCAAUGAUCUAUAUCAGACCAAUUUCAGUCCUAGAAUCUCAGAGAUCAGAGCAUCUCUGUCUCAGAUCAUAUUAGGAGGAGGACCAAACACACUCGACUCAAUCUUCUCACUUCUCACACCUUCUUCCUCUGUAGAAUCCGCCACAACAUCCUCCAACACUCUCAAUCCUCCGCCACCGCCGCAGCUCGGCUCCUCCGUCUAUCUCCGGCAACGAGAUAUCAUCGAGAAAUUCCACCUGCAAAACAGAGCAAUCUCCGCUCCUCAUCAUCCUCCUCCUCUGUUUUCCUCAUCGUUCGAUCAUCAUCAAACUUCCGAGCUAAUGCUCCAAGCGGCGGCCGGGACUCCAGCGGAAGCUUUCGCCGCUGCGUUAGCGGCUGGGAGGACGACGAAAAAGAAGAAACUUUACAGAGGAGUGAGGCAGAGACAUUGGGGGAAAUGGGUUGCGGAGAUAAGGUUGCCGCAAAACAGAAUGAGGGUUUGGUUAGGUACUUACGACACGGCCGAAGCCGCCGCUUACGCUUACGAUCGCGCCGCCUAUAAGCUCCGUGGAGAAUACGCUCGUCUCAAUUUCCCAAAUCUCAAAGACCCGAGUGAGCUGCUCGGACUCGGAGACUCCUCAAAGCUAAUAGCUCUCAAGAACGCCGUCGACGGGAAGAUCCAAUCCAUUUGCCAGAGAGUCAGAAAGGAGAGAGCAAAAAAGAGCGCCAAAGUGAGCAAAAACUCGUCGGCGACUGCAGAUUCUUCCUACUCCUCGUCACCGGAGAUUGUAUCGUCGUCUCCGGCGACGAUGACUACGACUGCUGUUAACUCAGAGGACAGUUACUGGGUUUCGCAGAUGGGGUGGUGUAACAGUGAGAAUAAUUCUCCGGCAUCGGUUUCUGUUUACGAUGAAAUUCCGGCAAAGACGGCGACGGCGGCGGCGGAGGAAGACGCGNUUAAUAGAUCUUAA